Molecule: messenger RNA, 492 nt
Organism: Schistocerca gregaria
Lineage: Eukaryota; Metazoa; Arthropoda; Insecta; Orthoptera; Acrididae
Exons: 2
Coding region: 1-492 (163 amino acids)
Source: RefSeq, a predicted model, not a curated record
AUGGGACCUCAUCAUCAUCAUUUCCAUCAUAGUUCAGACCUGGCCAAACUUUGCAAUCUCGGAGCACUGUCAACAGUAAUACCAGUUUAUAAAAGUGGUGACAAGUUUGACAUUAAAAAUUUCAGACCUCUACCAUUAUUACCUGUACUUUCAAAAAUAAUUGAAAGAAUAAUGCAUGACGGAUUGCUAGACUUCCUAAACAAAAAUAAAAUUCUUGUAAAUGCACAGAAUGAUUUCAGAAAUGGUAAAUCUACACAAACAGCUCUCUUCAGUUUCCUAAAACUUGUUUACAAAGCUGUUGAGGACAAGGAACUGAUCUGUGGGUUGCUUAUGGACCUUUCCAAAGCAUUUGAUCUUAUAAAUCAUAAUCUACUGCUGUUAAAAAUUUAUAAUUAUCAUGUCUGUGGUAUUUCCUAUGAGUGGUUCAAGUCAUUCUUAACUGAAAGGAAACAGAGUACAAAUUACUCAGGAUGGAAAUGUGUACCAUUCUGA